AUUCAACGGUGACGUAAUGGGCAGGAACGGUUGUCUUUUCGGCACUAUUUACAAACAAAUACCUACCUACGUUUUUCAACAGCACGUGGAACGCGUGCGGAUGCUGUCAGACGGUUGCCGGGCUGUGGAGCUGGUGGCGCGUUCAGCAAGGUAGGCCCGCAGACGCUCGAGCUGUUCCAGAUCGUGCACUAGUGCAACAAGCAGAACAACGGUGAGACGCGUGGCAGAGGAUGCGGCCUCCCGAUUACUACAAGCUCAAGCUGCAGCUGUCCUGGCUGCGCAAGGACACUGACAGAGACGACAGCUCCUUCUUGAGGGCGUAUAGAGAGUUCUUCUCAAACCACAGCUUGGCACUCUGCGGCAGCCCCGACGCCUUCCAGUUAAGCGAGGUCUACAAAAAGUCCACAAACAGCCUCUACGAAGAGGACAUAUACCAGGUGGACUGCAUCUUCGACUUGGAGCUCACGGGUGCACGGUUCAGUGCCCAUACCAGGUACCUCCAGGUGGGUCAGCUGUGGUGCUUCGCCGGACAAGAGAGGCGUGGGGUGUUCCACUGGCUGACGCCACAUCCCCUGGAGGCCUUUGAGCAGGCGACUCAUCCAGCUGAUCGCGAUGUCCGUCUCGUGUCGCUCUCGUUCGGGACGCUGGUGGGCCUCGAGACUUUUGUGGAGCACCACAUCUUCAAUGGACGGAUGGUCGACGACCACCGGGACUACCGGCUCAAGGCCAACUUCCAGCACGACCAACGAAUGCUGCACGUCGACUUGCACCUGAACCACAAGGCCGGUUGCGGAGAAAAGGUCACCGAGUACAGAUUCGUGGUGCCUUACCUCAACAUUCUCAAGGUACUCGUCAACGAGAAACGACGCUACGUUGAACUCUUCUUGCACCUCAAAAUUCCGAGCAUGUUGAUGGGCGAGGUGCGCAGCGAGCAGGAGAAACAGCCUUCCAACCAGUUUGUGCCACUCCGCUGGGAGCGCUACCUGAGCUUCGGCUGUACCUGUCUGGGCGGCCGGUUCCGUGUGGGCACGCUCUGCGGGGGCCUCCUCCUCAAGCUUGUCACGAGGGACCGGUCUCUCGCGUAUCGUGUCCUGGGGCGGCUGUCCCAGCGUUGCUCGCACGGGGUGACCUUCUCCUUCUGCCCCGUGCGCACCUACUGCCCCGGGAAGGCCGGCCACGACCGAACUCAUGCCGUCCACUGCCGCUGCGAGUCUAUGCUGGAGCAACUGCCGUUUCCCUGCGCGUACGCCUUCAAGGCGGUGCUGAACAUCACCUUCGACGUGCGGGACCAGAUGAUGCUCUUGCAGGAGUCCCUGUUCGAGUCGCUCAUGAAGCUGAUCGAGGAGCGUGCCAAGGUGAACCCAGGGGCUGUGGAGCGUGCACUGAACAACAUCGUGUCGAGUAUCGACGCUGGCAACGUGGUGCUCUUCACGAGGGCGUUCGACGCCGUCUACGCAUCGACGCGGGACGAGAAGCCACCGCAGCUGGCCAGGGGAACAUGCCUGGUGCGCAGCGUCUUCUUCACUCCGGGGAGGCUCAUUUUGCGUCCCGCCCAGGUGCACUUUGAGAACCGGGUCCUGCGCCAGUUUAAUGCCGAGUUCGCCAUCCGAGCCUCGUUCCGGGACGACAACAUGGAGAAGCUGUCGUUCACCCUGCACCUGCACUCGUCCCGGGAUGACAUUCUGGAUGUAGUGGUGGGCCGAGCGAUGCGAGAGGGCCUCCGGGUCGGCUCCCGGGAGUUCAAGUUUCUCGCACCCUCCACCAGUCAGCUGAGGGACCACGGGACGUGGAUGUACGCUGUGGACGAGCAGCAGAACACGGCGGGCACCAUCCGGGACUGGAUGGGGCGCUUCGACGGCAUCCCCAACGUGGCCAAGCGCAUGGCCCGCAUGGGCCAGUGCUUCUCCUCCACAGAGCAGGCGGUGCUGGUGCGCAAGCACGAGGUGCGCAUGGUGCCCGACAUGGAGGGGGGCGCCCACCCGGUCAGCCGCAAGCCCUACGUCUUCUCGGACGGCGUCGGCAUGAUGUCCGUGCCCCUGGCACAGGAGGUGUACAAGGUGAUGAAGCUAAAGGAGCGGCCGUCUGCCAUCCAGAUCCGCUACGCAGGAGCCAAGGGCAUGCUGUGCAUCAACCCGGAGCUGCCCAACCAGAAGCUGCUGUACCUGCGCCCCAGCAUGCAGAAGUUCCCUUGCACCAGCUCGGAUUACCUCGAGGUUGUCAAGGUGUCCGCACCACGCUCGGUGACCCUGAACCGACCACUGAUCACCAUCCUGGAGCAACUGGGGGUGCCUGCGGACGUGUUCAUUCGGCUCCAGGACGACAUGAUCCUGGAGUUCACGGACGCCCUGGUGUGCGAGCGCAACGCGGUGGAAAUGCUGUCCUCCUGGGCCAAGCUGGCCCUGCCCUUCCAAGACUUGACGCGGGCGGGCUUCCAGCUCACCCUUGACCCCUUCUUCCGCUCCCUGCUGCUGGCCGUCUACCGCAACGCCGUCGCCGGGCUGCGCUACAAGACCCGCAUUGCCCUGCCCGUGGACCGGGCACGCAACAUGCUGGGCGUCGUGGACACCACCGGCGUGCUCCGCUACGGACAGGUGUUCGUCCAGUGCAGCGAGAUGGGUGCCAGGGCAUCCCAGCAGGGGCCCCCAAAGUGCAGGGUCAUCACGGGACAGGUCCUGGUCACCAAGUGCCCCUGCCUGCACCCCGGUGACGUGCGCAAGUUCACCGCCAUCGACGAACCGCGCCUCCAUCAUGUCGUCGACUGCAUCGUGUUCCCUGGGCAGGGACACAGGCCUCACCCCGACGAGAUGGCCGGAUCGGACCUGGAUGGGGACGAAUACAUCGUCAUCUGGGAGCCCAGCCUCCUGUUCCCUGGCUACAACAAGCAGCCCAUGAACUUCUCCGACCGAAACCCCGAGCCGGAGAGAGGCGAGAUCACGAUCAACGACAUGAUACAGUUCCUCUGUAACUACAUAAAAAAUGACUCCAUCGGAAUCCUGUCCAAUGCCCACUUGGCCUGGGCUGACCAAGAAGAAGAAGGCAUCUAUUCGCGCCGCUGUCUCGCCAUCGCGGAGAAGAUCAGCAUCUGCCUAGACUUCGCCAAGAGUGGACGGACGGCCUACCUCCGCCGCGAAGAGCGUCCCAUGUUUUACCCAGACUUCAUGGAGAAAGGGAGCCACAAGAUCUCGUACCGGUCAGACCGCGUCCUCGGGCUGCUGUACCGGACGUGCCGCUCGCUCGAGGCGGCCGUGGGUAGCCUGGGGCACCGCCACGUCGACGCGGGCAGGUGUCUCGCCCUGGACGUUCCAGGAUGGCAGCGGUACAAGAGCGCGGCCUUGGCGGCACUCGCGGACUACAACACCCGACUCCGCAGGAUCCUGAACCAGUACGGGAUUGCGUCGGAAGGUGAGGCGAUGGCAUGCAUGGUGAGCACGUACGACACGUACCACAACGCCCAGUCAGACAAGCUAAACAUGGAGGACCUCGUCGAGAAGAUGACCAAGUUUCUGACGGAGACGACGCGGGAGGUGUUCUUCUCCGAGCUCCUCACCGAGCUCAAAGAGGAGGGUCUCGAGGACGAGGAGGAGGAGAGGACGCGGAGGAAGAUGCAGAAGGCGUCUGCCUGGUACAUGGUGACGUACAGCCCGGACAGGCCGAACACCGGGCUCUUCAGCUUCCCGUGGUGUGUCGCAGACGUUCUCGUCGAGGUGCUUCGGAGGGCGACGCACGAGCAGAAGAGGUGGUGUCCCGACGUUCUUUCCAAGAAGAUAGACGACCUCAUUGAAAACAACGCGGUUCCGGCCGAGGGCGGGAACGACGCCUUCUGGGUGGCGUACGUCAUCAUUGAAAGGUGGCUGAGAGGGGAGACGCUGCUCGGGCAGAGCACAGAUGGCAAGCCGGGCCUCUGCAAAGGCUGUCUGCUCAAGGUGUACGAAGACUUCUUGUCGAGCCAGAAGCUGUCGUGGUCUCUCUCGUCUGCUUGUGGCAAGGACAUGCAGCUACAUGAGGCCAAGAUUACGGAAGUUGCCGAAGAGAAGUCGGAAGGUGAAGGAAACUUUACGGGGGCACUGCUAUGCACCAAAAAGGAAUGCCUUGUAGAACGUUGCAUUCCUGGCGACGGACCAGGUGACGUGGGGGCCAUUGGAGGAAACUUGGAUGCCAACUGUUACGAUGGUCCCCUGGCACAGAUAGGACAAGAUGGUGAUUGCAAAAGCUGUCCCACGUUUUCCAAGACACAGCAGAACCCCAGAGAAGCAAGCCCCAGCCUCAACUCAGUCAUUUCUUCCUCGAUGCAAGAUUUCGACGAAGACGCUGGCUCAAUCGGGAAGCCAAAAUCAAGCGCUGCCCCCAAAGACGGCGACAAGAACCGGGGUGUCGAGGCAGCACCCAAGCUCGGCUCUCCUCCGAGCAAAGAUGAGCCGAGUGCAGGAACGCUGGUGGUUCGUUUCCUCCGCUGGUGCCUUGAGCACCUCGAACUGCCCAAAGAACUUUGCCCGCACAAUGUGUGCAGCGGCGGGGGUUACGAGGGCCACCGUCAAACUCACCGGCUUCCCAUGGUGGCGCUGCGCACCUACAGUUCCCUGGCGGUCUCCCUCGACCCCUGCCACCUCGGGCUACCCUGCGACCCGACCCUGCACGAACCUCACCAAGAGGUGACCGAACGCGACCCCGUUCGGAUCCCGAUCGCCAACCCGGCCUUUCACCGCAAGCUCAAGGAGAACAUGGAUGAGGUUCGGGAGUUGCUCAAACGUUGGACGGGCGUUCAGGACGUGCACAUCCAGUGGCAGGAAGACGGCGGAAGCUACAUCGUAGUGACGUCCAUGGGACGCGACUGGCAGAUCUGGUACCUCGAAGAGCUGCUCAUGCAGCGCUGGCUCCCUCAAGCCAUCGACAAGGGAAGCUUGGACGAGUUCCUCGUUGUGAAGGGCGCAUGCCAGCAGUGAAGGAUAGACGCACGCUCUUCGAUUGGGAGGAAAAACAUAGGGGGACCGACUGCUUAACAUGCCCAUUCGGUUUUGGUGCGAGCCAUUGUCAACGUAUCGCAGACUUUGGUGGGAUUUUAAAACUUUUCUUUUUGCUUUGUAAUUUCUAACAGUUGCUGUGCCAACCGACUGCACAUGUUGCCAAUGAGCUUGAUGCCCCAGUUGUCGACGGGUUGGGAUAUGAAUAUGUUUCCAAAAAAGUAUUUUAUAUGGGCUGACCUGUUAACACUUACAAGAUCUAUUUGCACAUCCAGUAUUGCUUACAUGUAGCGAAUUUCAGAUGUUUAGAUAUAACUUUAUAGACCAUCUGUCCCCUUUCUAAUAGUCCAGAUGCAUUCCAAAGUGUCUUGUAUACUCUGUUUCAUACAUGGUGCACAAUAAUGUCUAAUCUAUGUGGCUUGAAUUGAAGGCCACAUGCCAGCAGCUUUGAAAUCAUUGUACACUAAGUAUGAAAAGACCAGACAUUGAAGCAAUACUCUGCAAAGUGAUACAUUGAGGAGCCAGUUGUGUUAGUGACAGGCUUGUUAACUUUGUUGUGUUCCACCUCUUCGUGUCCAUAGUGAACACAGUUUCGAAGACCGCUCAUGUUUUUUUUAAGUCGCCAAUCUGCGCAGGUGGUCACAACUAAGGAGUAUGGACGAAACUCUCAAGCUGUGGAGUUGUAGCGCAAAAUCGACUUAAAUAUUGUGAUAUUGUAUGUGAGUGUUUACCAAGUGCCUGUAUGCAGAAGCCUGUUUGCAUAGGAAGUGCAGUCAUUUUGUAUGCAGUUCCUUCUUAAUCUACCAAGAGUGUGCCAUACUGUGAUGUUUACCAAUGCUCAAGUCAUGAGAAGCUGCUUGUCACAGAUUUAUUUACUUAUAAUCGGUAAUAAAGAACAUAUUUUUGUUUCAGAGAAA
Molecule: messenger RNA, 5875 nt
Organism: Ixodes scapularis (black-legged tick)
Lineage: Eukaryota; Metazoa; Arthropoda; Arachnida; Ixodida; Ixodidae
Exons: 12
Coding region: 231-4940 (1569 amino acids)
Biological process (GO): siRNA processing
Cellular component (GO): nuclear RNA-directed RNA polymerase complex
Molecular function (GO): RNA-directed RNA polymerase activity
Source: RefSeq, a predicted model, not a curated record